Molecule: messenger RNA, 1329 nt
Organism: Rosa rugosa (rugosa rose)
Lineage: Eukaryota; Viridiplantae; Streptophyta; Magnoliopsida; Rosales; Rosaceae
Exons: 1
Coding region: 1-1329 (442 amino acids)
Source: RefSeq, a predicted model, not a curated record
AUGAAGCUCCUUUACUGGAAUGCCCGUGGAAUCGCUAAUGAUGACACUCAGCGGGCUCUCUUAGACAUGGUACGUAUUCAUCGUCCUCUUUUUGUUUGUCUUUCUGAACCGUUUAUUCUGCUCGAGAGUAUCAACAGGUCUUUUUGGAGAUCUCUUGGCCUUGUUCCUAUAACAACUAAUAACCGUGGACUUCAAGCACCAAAUUUGUGGGUUUUGGGUCAGGAAGCACUCCAACCUACUGUAAUUUCUUCCACAGAUCAACAGAUCACCUUUUCUUGUUCACUGGAUGGUUUACUCUGUGUUAUUACUGCGGUCUAUGCGAGGACUACCAUUGUUGGGAGAAGAAUGCUUUGGCAGGAUCUUUCUAUGAUUAAUACUUCCCAGGUUUAUGGUCGCCCAUGGGUGGUUUUUGGGGAUUUUAACUGCAUUCUUGGAGCGCAUGAGAAGCGGGGUGGUGGUUCUCCCAAUUUAACCUCCUGCAUGGACUUCCAGCAGAUGUGUACUGUUUGUGGCUUAAUUGACAUUCCGACCAAGGGUCUUGCCUACACUUGGUCUAACCGUCGUAUUGAUGAGAAGUUGGAUAGAGCUUUGGGGAAUUUGGAGUGGUUGGAAGCUUGGCAAGUUAUGGAGUGUAGCACAUUAGCAAAGUCCACUUCUGAUCACUGUCCAAUUUUACUAUCAUUCCAAAGAUUUGCUCUCCCUUGUCAUUCUCCUUUUAGGUUUCAGAAUAUGUGGUUGCAACACCCGAAUUUCCUCCAGCUAAUCCGGGAGUUUUGGACCACACUGGAAUUCCAUGGUUGCCCGAUGUUUAUUUUAAGCUCCAAGCUUCGUGCCUUGAAGUUAAUGCUUAAAAACUGGAAUAAAGUGCAUUUUGGUAACAUUCACACAAGGGUGGAGGCUACCAGGCAGGCUCUGGAUGGGGUUCAAUCUGAAAUUUGUAAUCUGGGUCCUUCUGAUGAAAGGUUCAGCCGCGAAGAUGAUGCACAUGCGCUCUUUCAAGUGGAGCUUUCUUUGCAGCACACCAUGCUUCGAGAUAAAUCCCGGGUGAGGUGGCUCAAGGAUGGUGAUCGUAAUACUGCAUUUCUGCAUAACUUGGUAAGGAUUUGUCGCUCGAAUAAAUCCAUCACCUCUCUUUUUGAUGGGAGUGCCAUUUUGCAAGAUCAUGAUUCCAUUGCCAGUUAUAUUGUUCAACACUAUACAAACAUGUUUACUAGAGACCAGGGCAUUAUUGAUACGAGCCUUGUGGAAAGAACCAUUCCUCAUGUGGUUACUGGAGCGGACAAUGAGAUUCUUACUGCAAUCCUUACACAUAUGAGGAGAUUGUGUUAG